This is a messenger RNA of Trypanosoma brucei brucei TREU927, 570 nucleotides long. RefSeq lists its product as hypothetical. The record is from RefSeq and is a predicted model, not a curated record. NCBI's taxonomy places the organism in Eukaryota, Euglenozoa, Kinetoplastea, Trypanosomatida, Trypanosomatidae. Bases 1 to 570 code for a protein of 189 amino acids. The transcript has a single exon.
AUGGUCAACGCGACUCCCGAUAUGGCAAGGUACUGCUGUGCAGUUAUACACAGCAAGUUGCGGGGGGAGAAGACUCCUGAGCCCCCAGCUAGCAUUACAAACGAGCCCAGCCCCAUUUUUGUUUCCUUGAAGACUCUGGACGGCGACUUGCGCGGGUGCAUUGGCAACUUCUCGGCUGAACCGUUGCACAAGCAGCUCAGGGACUACGCGGUCGCUGCGGCAUUUCAAGAUAACAGGUUUCCUUCAGUCACUCUCGCAGAGCUUCCUAUGCUCAGUUGUUCGGUCUGCCUGCUUCACUCGUUUGAGAAGGCCCACAGAUGGGACGACUGGGAAAUUGGCGUUCAUGGGAUAAGGAUCCGGUACAAGAACUACAGUGCAACGUACCUUCCCUCUGUAAUGCCCGAGCAAAGGUGGGAUCAUAUUCAGGCAAUCCGAAGUCUGAUGAGGAAGGCCGGAUGCGGAGAAGAGGUUUCAGACGCCAUUCUUAACGAAUUGGAUGUAACGCGCUAUCAGGAAAGCAAGAGUACUGUAGCCUUCAAAUCGGCCAACCUUGGUUCACUACCUUGCUGA